Messenger RNA from Helobdella robusta, 1011 nucleotides. RefSeq lists its product as hypothetical. Bases 1 to 1011 code for a protein of 336 amino acids. NCBI's taxonomy places the organism in Eukaryota, Metazoa, Annelida, Clitellata, Rhynchobdellida, Glossiphoniidae. The record is from RefSeq and is a predicted model, not a curated record. The transcript has 2 exons.
AUGGCGACAAGACAGGUCGUUGCUAACGAAGUCCUGUACUUUUUGUCAAAUAACUUUGAUUUAUUUGAUAAUGAUAAUUUUAUUGCUAACACGUCUGACUUUUAUACUAAUGAAGACUUCAUAUCUGCUUUGAAAACUUUGAAAACUGAAUUGGAAACUCAAAAUUUGGAUAAAUUAGACAAGUUAGUUGGUCGUGGCAAUACAAAAAAAGAAAAACUCCUAGAUUGUGUCUCAAUUUUGAAAUACUUGAAAAAUAACAGUGUUUUAGAAAAAUGUUCGUUAUUUGCUAGUGUUAAUCUGGCUAAAGUUCCUAAUCUUGACAAUAUAAUUAAAGUUAAUUUCAAAAAUCUGAAAAACGAAAUUAAAGAAAUGUUGUACGCUCAACAGGUAAAAAUUGUUAAUGCAAUAGACAUGCACGGCAUUGAAAUUUCAACAUUGAACAACAAGAUAAAUUUUUUAGCGUCCAAACGAGAUAACUAUAAUUUUGCCAGUCAUUCGAGUAAUACUUCGACGGCAAUAUUUCCGGAAAAAAACAACAUCGUAACUAUGCCUAAUCCAGCUAAUUCAGCUACACUCUGGUCAGAUGUAGUUCAAUCUCCAUUAGAAGACAACCCUUUGCCAUUCAGUAUUGUUGCUCGUAACAAAAAAAGACCAAGACUUAACAAUUCACCUGAAACCAAUCAACCUAAUCCUGCAAUAACUAGCAACAAAUUGGAAUCAUCAAAAUUACCAACUAAAAUAGUUGGCGCUAAAAAAAACGAUAAUAAUAAACUCAGUGCUGAUAAAAAAUUGAUCAAAAAAUCUGUAUUUGCCAUCAGCAACAUCAAAAAAUGCAGCAGAAGUAAUGUGAUUGACUACCUAUCGGAGGUGGGUAUUCAGUUUAAAACAACUGGCCCUAAAAUUUGGAAAUUAUUUGUGCCUCAGGCCAUUCAAAACAUAACAAACAAGCAACUCUUCAAAAAAAGGUUGCAAUCUCAGCUUUACUUACUUCACCCCGACACCACCAUCUAA